Messenger RNA from Corylus avellana, 1146 nucleotides. Its product is annotated as mediator of RNA polymerase II transcription subunit 22a. Gene Ontology annotation, biological process: regulation of transcription by RNA polymerase II. The record is from RefSeq and is a predicted model, not a curated record. NCBI's taxonomy places the organism in Eukaryota, Viridiplantae, Streptophyta, Magnoliopsida, Fagales, Betulaceae. Gene Ontology annotation, molecular function: transcription coregulator activity. Gene Ontology annotation, cellular component: mediator complex.
CUAACAAAGAAUUAAUUAAUUAAUUAUUUUGUUUUUCUUAAACCCUGAAACCGCUGGUCCAAGCAAUCCACCAAGGCUCCUUCUUCUUCUUCGAUUUCCCUAAGCUUUUAUUUAUUUAUUUAUUUUUUCUCCCUACGUUAAUCGACCCACGCAUCGCACCUUCUAGUUGAACUCCAUCAUCGCCUUCUUGUUCUCCUCCUCCAUCCCUCUCUACUGCCAGCCACGAGAAAUCUACAAUCUGCAAUCGCCUUCUUCUUCUUGUUCUCACCGUCUCUAUGGGUCCCCAGUAGAAAUCUGCAGCAAUAAUUUAUGGGUCCGCAACAAAGAUCAACGGAGAUCAACCCAGAAAUUUGAGGUUUCUCUCAGCAUUACGGCCUUGGUUUCUAAAAAGUGACUGUAACUUCUGAGAGAGAGAAAAAAGAGGGGUAGGAAAUGAAUAAAGGCGGAGCAGGGGGUGUCAGUGGAGGCGGCGGCUUGGGAAGCGGUGGGGGUGGUGGCGGAAGUGGGCCAACCGCAGCGGCAGCGGCAUCCGCAGCGCAGAAGCAGAAGAUGUUGCUCCAGAGAGUCGAAACCGACAUUAGCAACAUCGUGGACAACUUCAGUCACCUCGUCAAUGUCUCCCGGGUGGAUGAUCCACCAGUCAGAAAUUCACAACAAGCUCUCAUGAUGGAGAUGCGUGCAGCUAGAAUGGUUCAAGCAGCUGACUCUCUACUGAAGUUAGUGUCAGAGCUUAAGCAAACAGCAAUAUUUUCAGGAUUUGCAUCCCUUAAUGACCAUGUGGACCAAAGAACAGCUGAGUUUAACCAGCAGGCAGAGAAGACAGACCGCAUGUUGGCUAGAAUUGGAGAGGAGGCAGCUGCCAGCCUUAAGGAGCUUGAAUCGCAUUAUUACUCUUCCGCAGACAGGACAACUCAAACCCUGCAGAUGUGAAUGCUCGUUUCUUUGCCAUUUAUUUCAUGAGUAGGACCCAUGGUAGUACAGCAUAUGGGCCUUAGUAAUUUGCAGCAAUGAUAAACAUUAAUCUUAUUGUAUUUUUGUAAUUGAGUGGUCAACAACUUUGUUGUCAAUGAAUAUAGAUGCCAUUUUUUGGUACUUCAUGAGGAUUUUCAAGUUUGAAACACUCUUAUGCACAAGCAACUUACCGCU